Messenger RNA from Cooperia oncophora, 792 nucleotides. The record is from the annotation of a GenBank genome assembly. Lineage: Eukaryota; Metazoa; Nematoda; Chromadorea; Rhabditida; Trichostrongylidae.
UUGUAUUUUUCCGUUUUCCACCCUGUGCUUGAAAUUACUAUAGUGCGGUCUGAGGUUCUGAUUACAGAAUGCUCAAAACUGGUUGAUGCAAAUCGUGAAAGAAAUAGUGGGCUUUGGAGUGCGUCUGUACCUAUUAAGAUACGUUCUACACUGCGGACUGGGAACAACGAUUUGCCUAUGAAGGGGAUUCCUAAUCAAAACCCAUGUAAACUGAAUUCGGGAUUCACAUAUGAACCAAAGAAGUUCCAACGUCAAUUGUCGAAACGUGAGGGUGGAGCUAAGCUGUUAGAUAUUUGCGAAUUACCUCAGUCUCUCAAAAAGCGACGUCAAAUGGAAUUGAUUGAGGAAAGGAAAAGGAAACAAGAAGAGAAGGAAAUGGCAAAGAAGAAAGCGCUAGAGGAUAAAGGAAAAAGAGCUGCUCAACAGAAAAUGCAAGAGAAUGCGAAGAAACAAAAUGAGAAGAAAUCUCGUUCAGAAAGCGUCCGAAACCAGGAGACAGGAGAUGGGAGUGAUCAGGUCACUGAUACUAGUACAUCUGCAGCAGCUGAGGAGUCAUCUCAGAAACGUCCAUGCCUUCAACAAGCUAUCCUGAAGAAAUGGAAACGCAACAGCCGGAAAUGGAGCAGGAGCACAAGUUGCGGCAUCCUGCCUGAAAAUCCUUAUAUGUCACGAGAAUCGAUUCAUCGGAUGCCACAACGUGAUCAACCCCAACAAAGUCAUCAGCAACAUCUUCUUCACCAACACCCUUCCCUUUCGUCGGUCGCAAAUGGAAUAACUAUUUCAGUGUGCUAA